Messenger RNA from Spinacia oleracea (spinach), 570 nucleotides. RefSeq lists its product as uncharacterized. Lineage: Eukaryota; Viridiplantae; Streptophyta; Magnoliopsida; Caryophyllales; Amaranthaceae. The transcript is spliced from 2 exons. The coding region runs from base 1 to 570 and encodes 189 amino acids. The record is from RefSeq and is a predicted model, not a curated record.
AUGGCAGUGGCACAGGCUAUACCGAAAUAUAUGAUGAGAAUUUUUAGGAUAUUUGAUGGUCUUAUUGAUGAAAUGCACUCGAUUAUGGCAAAAUUUUGGUGGGGAUCGAAUGGGGUGGAGAGGAAGAUUCACUGGAAUAGGUGGGAACUACUAUGCUUGCCAAAGUCCAUGGGAGGGAUGGGAUACUACAAGAAUUUGGAUUUUAUGGCAGCCUUACGGGGCCAUGACCCGAGUUACACAUGGCGGAGUAUAUGGGGUGCGAAUGCCCUUCUCCAUGAUGGUAUGAGAUGGAGAGUGGGGAAUGAUACUUCCAUCAGGGUGUGGGAUGACUCUUGGCAACCAGGAAAGGGAACUUUUAUUGUUCCAACACCCCAACCUGACAGUAAUAAGGAGCUACGGGUAAGUGACUUAAUUGACUAUGAUAAUGGUUGCCGGGAUAGUGAUCUGGUGUCUAUCACUUUUACUGAGGUAGACAGGAGAGCUGUUAUGGAUUUACCACUAUCAAAAUUUUGGCCAGGUGAUAGGAGGUAUUGGUGGCCGUCACCAAAUGGUGUGUAUACAGUACGAUAA